Ooceraea biroi (clonal raider ant) is the source of this 2090-nucleotide messenger RNA. RefSeq lists its product as uncharacterized. Lineage: Eukaryota; Metazoa; Arthropoda; Insecta; Hymenoptera; Formicidae. The record is from RefSeq and is a predicted model, not a curated record.
UAAUAUUUUAUAUUAUAGCUUUAUGCGCAUAUAGUGGAUCAGAAUUUUAUUCAAGUGCAUCAUCGUGAAUUUUACAUAUCCAACGCAUUAUUUUAAAUUGCUUAUAGCGUGAUGAAGUUUAGGAGAAAAUAAUUAUUAAAAAAAACAUGCGUUUAUUAUCGUUUAAAUAUUUUAUGCAUUUAUCAAUUUAUUAUUUUCCUAACGAAUGAUAGAUAUCUCACAUAAUUCGUAAUUCAGUAAUGGGUACAGAGUAUUCGGAUCUAGCCAACGCUAAUAAAGACUGUGUCAUGGAAGCACACGCACGGGCUCCAGACCCUUUGGUAGCAGAUGGUGAUAUGGCCAAUAAUUGGCAAAGUUGGAAAGACGAUUUUAUUAUUUUUAUGAAAAUAACCGGGUAUAAGGAUAAACCCAAUGAAAGCCGUGCAAAUUUCCUAAAAAAUCGGAUUGGAAAAGUUGGUAUCGAUGCGAUACAAAAUAUCUCGUUUGAUAAACCAGAAGAUAAAGAUGACAUGGAUAUAUUGAUCGCAAAGCUCGAAGAAUAUUUUAAUCCGCCAAAAAAGGAAGUGGUUGAACGAUAUCAAUUCUUUACAAUAUCGAAGAAGCAAAAUGAAACUUUCGAACAAUACGUGAAUAAGCUAAAGGAGAAAGCCAAAACCUGUAAUUUCAACGACAUGACAGAGAGCAUUAUACGAGACAAAAUCAUUCUUGAUACACAUGACAAGAUACUUCGAAAAAAAUUAUUUGACGCAAAAGAUUUGGACUUACAGAAAAUAAUAGCAAUGUACAAUGAUUAUAACAUCAAUAUCGAGAAGAUGAAACAGGUUACUAAAGAGAAUAGAACAGAGCAAGAAAAUUCCAUGCAAAAGUCACAACUAUUUUAUGGAAAAACCACAAUUGUUAAUAAUACAAAAAGACCACCAUGUUGGAGAUGUGCCCGUUAUCAUCCACAGGGGAAGUGUCCUGCUUGGGGAUCAAAGUGUACGAGCUGCGGUGACAUAAAUCAUUUCACGCAGUGCUGCAAGGGCAAACUUAAUCCUAAGUACAACGAUAAUAAAGUGAAUAAAAAUUUACUGGCUACAACAACGGCACAACAACCGAAACUUCCAAAGUGCAAUGAUAAUUGGAACAAUCAACCUGAUUCUAAACCUACAACUGUGAAGUUAAUGCCAACAAUGAGCCUCCCAGAUGUCCCGAAAGCAUUGAGUGAAGGUGUUAGUCCAUCUCUUGGUAAUGACGUCGCUUCUGAUUUUGUAAUUCUAAAUACAUAUUCUUCGUAUUCAAAUUUAAAGAAUAAUAGCGCUAUCAGCCAAUCAGCAUAUUUCUUCAACGCGCCAGCAUAUUCUAAGUAUUCAAACGCGGUAACCAACCCAAUCAACCCGACCAGCCAACAAGAAAGACUCAUCCCAAACAGCCAACAAGGAAAAACCAACCCGACUAGCCAACAAGAAAGAAUCAUCCCGAACAGCCAACAAGGAAAAACCAACCCGACUACCCAACAAGAAAGAACCAACCCGAGCAGCCAUCAAGGAAGAACCAACCCGAGCAGCCAACAAGGAAGAAUCAUCCCGAACAGCCAACAAGAAAGAAUCAUCCCGAACAGCCAACAAGGAAGAACCAGCCUGACCAGCCAACAAGGAAUAGCAGUUGGUUAUGGCAGUUCUUAUAGACAGCCAUAUAUACAUGCUUCUACGAAUACGAAUGCUUCUCGAAUGCCUAAUAGUACCUCACAAAAUACCUUGACGUGUAAAAAUGUAAACUCUUUCGGAAAGAAGAAAGAUGAAGAUAAAUGCGUAUUGUGCUAGAUGUAUCUUUUAUAUUUUAUACAUCUACAAAAUUGUAAUCAAGAUCGAAUUUUCUCUUUUGUUCCGUUUGCUUUGUCAGAUGUAAAUAAUAGAUUAAGACUUAUAUUUUAAUGGUGGUCAAUUUAGCUGUUAAUUCAAAGAAAGUUUAUAUAAGAUCUUUGUCGUUUACUACACAAAAAUAUACACAAUAUGCGUUUGUAUUUUCUUUUUUUUAAUGAUCAUUAAUAAUGAUGAAAGCACUUGUUCAUUGUACACUGCUUGAAUACAAAUAAAAUAUAUAUAUUUCCU